AUGGCAUGGAUAUGUUGGGCGGAACAGUUGGAGGUGGGCGACCAAGUGUGGCACCAGCGCUGCAAGGGGGAUGAUGUGCGUGCAACGGUGGCACAGAUCUGCUUGGUGUCUGGCACUUGCUGGGUGGAGUACAACCUCCCAACAGGACAGCGGCGAAGCUUGCUGCGUCUAGCAGAGCUAUUCCAGCUCAACCAGACGAUUGAGGUCGAGUCUGAUGAAUCUGAUGAGGAGGAAGAUCCUGGCAACGCUCUGGAUGUCAUGUCAGAGGUGUUCCAAAUCAAACCCGAGAAGAUCUACCGGCAGGAGACUCGUUGGAAUCCGCAUGCGCCAAAAGACUCCUUCUCGAAGCCUUGGAGAGAACAGGCUAUCGCUGAGGCCAUUACAGCAUCGGAGUUGCAAGAAUGGGAGCUUGAAAGGAGGGAAGCUGAACAAUCCCUGGAGCGAGAAUUUUUGGAAGAGCACCAGCAGCUGCAUCAGGAGCAACGAGAACGAUGGAGCAGGCGUUUGGAUACGCAGCAAAGGACACUUCAAACUGCCGUGGAUGAAAUCAAAAGCGACAUGGACAUCUUGAAGGAGCAGUUGUACGCCAACCACCAGGACAUUGAGGUCAGUUUCUCCGACUAUGAAAACCUCUUUGAGGAGCGGGAGAAGAUCGAUGAAGCGCGGGGAGACUUUGAGAAGGAACAGGUGGCAAAACAUCAGGAGUUGGUCCAGCGCGCACAGGACUUGUCAAAAGCUGAUGCGGAGGAAAUCAUUCAACAAGAGACACUGGGCCUGGUCGAAGACGGGGACAUCCAGUCAAAAGUGCUUGCCCUUCAUAAGGAUUAUCUGGAGUACUUUUCAGAGACUUCGCGGAGACGGAUCGAUUUGAGCCAGAUUGAAGUCUUCCAGGAGCAGGAACAUGGAAUCACAUUGCGGUUGAUUGGAGGUCACCUCUUGGAGCUUCAGAUACCUCCAGAGUCCCGAGAAAAGUGGCUGGAUGCGCUGCAGCCACUGAUUAAGAGAAGCAAGGAUGAAGCUGUGUCAACUGAAGAUCCACCCCUGCCUGCCCCGCUUCAGCUGCAAGUGGACUUGCAACAUGGGCAGCCGUCUCCAAGAAAAUUGGAGGAUAUAUAA
Messenger RNA from Cladocopium goreaui, 1116 nucleotides. The record is from the annotation of a GenBank genome assembly. Lineage: Eukaryota; Dinophyceae; Suessiales; Symbiodiniaceae.